AUGCACCGCAGCCGGAGAAUCCCCGCCACCACUAUGGCACUCAACGCUCUCUAUCUCUCUCUCUCCCACACGAACCCAGCCCCGUCACUUCCCUUUUACCGGCCGCCGCAGUUCGUCUCCGGUGAAGCCGACCCGUCCGAUAGCAACCGACGACCGGCGCGCACCACCCGACACCGGAUAACGGUCGACUUCCAGCAGCAGUCCGACCUCCCUGGCGCAGUCAGCCACCGAGAUCCGCCGCCUCUCGCAGACAACCGUCUGCCACCACCGUCGAGCUCCGCCAUCAGCCGCCGCGGAAGUGGUCAAAAAGCCUUGAACAAAUGGCUUGUUGGGUGCGGUCGCGAGCCGUGUAAACGUCGCCUGAUACUGCCUUUUCUCGUUCAGCCUCGAGAAAUUGAGAGUCUCGGGCUCGACAAGAACUUUGAUGCCAACUGGGGGGACAACAGUCACUCUGUAAGUCGAUUUAGGGAGGCCGACAUUUGUUACCGUCCUAGUAUACUUUUGAGAAACCGGCUCACCACCCGUGAAAUUAAGUACAAACGACGGAUAGUUUAG
Molecule: messenger RNA, 555 nt
Organism: Striga asiatica
Lineage: Eukaryota; Viridiplantae; Streptophyta; Magnoliopsida; Lamiales; Orobanchaceae
Source: the annotation of a GenBank genome assembly